Paramuricea clavata is the source of this 498-nucleotide messenger RNA. Lineage: Eukaryota; Metazoa; Cnidaria; Anthozoa; Malacalcyonacea; Plexauridae. The record is from the annotation of a GenBank genome assembly.
GCCGAAUCAUGUAUAGAAUCUUUCGUCACAGUUGAGGAAGCCAGUAUAACAUCAGAGGCUCUUAGCCUUGAUAACACCCUAUCGAAUUCCUAUCCCAAUGUCAUAUCCAUUUCGGAUGAUCAACAAGCCGGCUUAUCCUCACCAAAUGGAAAUUCCACCACAGUCGAAGAGAUCGUUGCAGGCAUUAACCAAAAUUAUAAUCCGUCGACUAUGCUCCCAUUGUUCGACGAUCAAUUGAAGGAAUAUCGUACUAAGAACUCUCACACUGACAGAAUGAUAGUUGUCCAUAAUAAUUCUGGAAUAACACACCAAAAACCUACAAGGAAAUCAACCCGAACCCGGAAAAACACCAGAUCUAGUCAUAUCAAAUCGAAGCGAUGCAAUUAUAUACCACAACCCAUAUCACAUAUAGAUACCUCUGCCUAUAACCCGAAAAUUUUCGGAAGAAUUGCUCUUCAAAUCGGCAGCCGGACUGGGAAAACUACCAGAUUCUUGUAA